Molecule: messenger RNA, 714 nt
Organism: Thunnus maccoyii (southern bluefin tuna)
Lineage: Eukaryota; Metazoa; Chordata; Actinopteri; Scombriformes; Scombridae
Gene: fabp4a
Product: fatty acid binding protein 4a
Exons: 4
Coding region: 93-497 (134 amino acids)
Biological process (GO): fatty acid transport
Cellular component (GO): nucleus; cytosol
Molecular function (GO): fatty acid binding
Source: RefSeq, a predicted model, not a curated record
UGUGUUCCCACACUGCAAGAGAGUUGAGUCCAGAGGCACUCUACUGCGUGUGUUUUUUUUCUGUUGUUGAGGAUAUCACACACACUGCAACCAUGGUUGAGAGGUUCGUUGGGACGUGGAAGAUGAUUUCCAGCGAGAACUUUGACGACUACAUGAAGGCAAUUGGUGUGGGAUUUGCAACCCGGCAGGUGGGGAAUCGGACCAAGCCCAAUUUGAUAGUGUCCGUGGACGAUCAAGGGAUUGUAUGCUUGAGGUCUCAGAGCGCAUUCAAGACAACCGAAAUCAAAUUCAAGCUCAACGAGCCAUUCGAUGAGACCACCGCAGACGACAGGAAGACCAGGACUGUGGUGACUCUGGAAAACGGCAAGCUUGUGCAGAAACAGAGCUGGGAUGGCAAAGAAACGAAUAUUGAGAGGGAGGUCACAGAUGGAAAAAUGGUAGCGAAAUGCAUAAUGGGAGACGUAAUCGCAGUGAGAACAUACGUGAAGGAGGCAUGAUGGGGGUCCCUCCGGCCUACUUGUUGGAUGCACUGCUGGAUGACAGGCUCAGUUCAAUGAGCAUUAAACCAAACUAAAGUAAUGGCGUGUUCUGCUCCCCCUAUUCUUUAUCUUCACUGUGUUGCCAAAAAUAAAAUUUAUGUGCCUCUGUUCUCCCACAAGACACAUUUAAUUUCAUUUGGAAUUGUUGUGGUGAUUUGAAUAAAAAUGACUUAAA